AGUUUGAACAAAAAUCUAUCGUCACUUUUAUUUCAGAGGAAUUACCUUAAUUGCUUUUUUAGAAUCACAGAAUAGAACAUAUAAUUUAUGUUAUCAGACAGAGACAUGACAACAAUUUUGAAGGAAAAUUUCAUUCUUUUGUUUACAAUUUCGACAGAGACACGCAAACAGAGUUCUACGAUUGAAAAUUUUGAUCCAACCAUUGCGACGUUAGAAAUUGUUCACCAAAUACUGUUGAAUUAAAAUACCUGCCAUUUAGCUUUCUUAAAAUUAAUGGACCUUUUGGAGUACUCGUCAUUAAAAACCACUAAGCAAAUCUUAAUUAAAAAAAUAAAGGUGAAAUGUUCCAUGAUUUUGCAAAGCUUGCUCAUUUGGCAAGUGAUUUCCAGAUGUUUAUCAGUUGUGAUGUUUAGAGAUCAGAGAAAAUACUUUGAUGAAUGAAACAUGCUUAUUUUAAACAAAAACGUGGAGCUUGAGCCCAGGGGGUUUUUAUAGCGAAAAACGGGGAAAUUGAAUUGUUACAUGACAAACCAAAUUUAUAAACCAGAUUUUAUAUACAAAAAAAGCCAAAAACGUGCCGAAAGAAAACGUUAUAAGAAACAGAUAGAAACAUUUUUGUUGAGGAAGAAGUUCAUACAUUAAAAAAAAUCUUUAUUCAUUUAACGCUUGAAUUAACCCUCUAGAAAUUGUGACCAAGAACACUAACGUUUCAUUGGAAAGAGAAAGUAGUGGCAUCGAGGAAAGAAACUUUCCAAAUAAAGCACCAAGAGAGGGAAGUAUGACAGUACAACCAAAUGAGGAAACGAGAAACGUGGAAGAAUCACCAGCAGUUACUUCUUGGCCUAAAGACACAGCUCAGAUGAUGAAAGAUAUUGAAACCCUAUUUGCCCUUCCAGAAGACACUGUUAUGCACAACUUUUACAAGUGUGCUACAAAUCAUUGCCAGCACCUGUCAGCCCAAGAGCAGUCUCAUCUAAGGCCUAGCUGCCACAGAUUUGUACACAGCUGGUUGUUCGACAAGAGCCUAAACGCUUGCACAAAAAUGGGUCUGGCUUGGCUGGUUUACCAGGAAGGAAGAGGAAUGUUUUGCUGCUUAUGCAAGACACACAAUACACAACACCAGCAAAAUAAGUCCACAGUUUUCAAUGCAACGCCCCGUGUACGGCUCAAGAAGUCAGUGGUUCAUGAUCACGUAACAACCCAGCAAAAUAAGGACGCCAUUGAGGCUGAAAUGCUAGGAUGGGUCUCCCUAUUUCAUAAAGAUGUGCAGGAAAGGAAACUUGUCAAAGAUGAUGUCAUGUUUAAGGCUCUUAUGGCAGCAUACUAGCUUGUGAAAGAGGAAGUUUCAAAUCAAAAGUUCUCAUCAUUGGUUAAUCUGUUCACAGUACUUGGUCUUGAUGAGAUGAAACAUUUCUGGUAUUCUGCACAGGGUUCCACUAGAGAAAUAUUUUUAGCUCUGGGCGGCUCUCUUCUUGACAACUUGUUGGAAAAGGUGAAGAAAGCGUAUUGUUCUGGUCUCCUAACUGAUGAGGUCACAGAUGUCUCUGUCCCGGAAAUGGUUAUCACCUUCGCCCAGUUUCUCAACAACAAAAACAGGGAACAUUGAAAUGAGUUUCUUGGUCAUUGAAGAUGUUCUGAAAAACUCCACAUCAGCAAAUGCGGAAACCAUCUUCACAGUCCUCACAACCCAAUUAAACAAGCUUGGUCUAGAGGUGAAAGACUGUAGCUCUCUGAUUUCUGAUGGUGUAGCGGUGAUGACAGGUUGACGUAGUGGGUGGCAAGUCGACUGAAGGAAGUAAAUCCACACCUGAUUUCUCUGCCCUGCUUGUGCCACAAGCUGGCACUGGCCUGCACCGAUACAACCGCCCAGAUUGAAUACAUCAACAAUGUUGAGCUCUGGCUAAGGUAGGUUUGGAAGUUAUUUGAUAAUUCACCAAAGCGUACUGCCAUUUACCUAAAAGUGCAGAUGAAUCUGUAGUCCCUAGUCCUCUCUGAGAAGAACAAGAAAGUUGUUGCAAAGAAGAUAAAGAAGGCAUGUCAGAUGAGGUGGUUGUCCUUUGAUGCAGCAACACAGUCCAUCCAUGAUGACUUUGUGGCAGUACUGCAGACACUAAGACAACUUAAAGACAAUGAUGCAGUAGUAGCUGGCCUGCUGAGCAAGAUCGCAUCUUCCAAGUUCAUUGGAGCCAUUUACAUUCUCAGGGAAGUCCUUCCUGUCCUUUCUUCUCUGAGCAGAAUUUUAGCGAGGACAUGUGAACUUUUCCCACAUUCAUCCCUCAGUCAAUAAUACCAUUCACAAAUUGACUGAGAUUGCAGAAACUAAGUCUCCACUUGUAGCUGUUAAGAGAGAUCUAGAGAGACGCCUUUGAACCUGUGAGUUAAAUUUGACCCCUGCUCAAGAAACCCAACAGCUACGUCUUCUUGAAAAUUACAUCAAAGCCCUGAAGGAGAAUAUUCAUAGCAGAUUUGAUGGUGAACUCCCUAUUGUCAGUGGCUUUUCAAUCUUCAAUCCCUUAAUGCUACCUGCACCAGGAACUGGUUCUUUUACAGAGCAGGGAAGCAAGCAAGUAAAGACACUGGCAGACCAUUUCUAUCAAGGUCACCAGGAGGAGAAGACAAAGAAAGAGGAACUGCUGGCAGAGUGGGAAAAGUUUAAAUUUGACAUGGAUUCUUGGAAGCAGGAAAUUCAAGAAGGGAUGAACGAAAGCCACCAAGAAACAGCCACCGAGUGGUGCCUAAAACGGCUUAUCUCCCUCAAAACCGCUUACAGCACUGUGUUCCCUGCCCUUGCAAACAUUGCAGAAAUUUGCUUGUCAAUGCCAGUGUCCAAUGCACGGCCAGAAAGAGGGUGCAGUGCCAUAAAACAUAUCAAGACUAGGCUGAGGAAUAGGCUUGGUGUUGAUAUGCUUCAGGUCCUUCUGAUGAUUGCUAUCAAUGGACCCCAAGUUGGAACACCUGAAUGCAACGCACUGAUUACAGUGGCAAUUGAAAAGUGGCAGGCCCAAAAAAGAAGAAAGAUGCCAAAGAGAAAUGAAGGGGAGUCACUGUCAUCUGCCAGUGCAACUUCAGUGUCAUCACAGAUACAAAGCGAUGCCACUGAAAUAGCUGAUGCUAGUGUGCAGACAGACACACCAGUUACCGAUUUUCAAGCUGUCUCCAGUGAAUCAGAGGUGGAAAUUGCAAGUGCUGCAUUAAACCUAACUGCUGAUGUUCCCUGCCACGAUGACACAGACUCUGAUUAUGACAGUGAAUGUGAUGAUCUAGAUGAUAACAUCUUUUUCUGAAAUCUUGUUAUAUGCCUUUGAACCUUUUUGAUAGAAAUUGAAAUUGAUGCCUGUAGAGAAUUAUGAUUAAAGACAGAAAAUACAUAUCUAAGUAUUUUUGAACUGAUUUUAACAUCAAUGUCUGGCUAAAAAAUGCUACUCAAAUAUGCCCCAGAAUGCUGGAAAACAUGUCUUAGAGAGUUUCAAAUUUCAAACCCCCGUAGCGGGGCAUGUUGCUCAGCAACACACCAUGCUUCCUACGCAAGCACAAUUCACUUCAGCCGCCUACUCAGUUCAGAUCAGACACCUAUUACAUUUUUUAAUGACAACACUGUUUAAUACAACCAAUCAAUGUACAAAGUGUGACAUCACCAAAAGGCUAUGUUUAGAACUAUCACAACUAGAGUUUAAAAAUGUCUUUAACCCUUUGACUGCCAAAUUUUCACCAAAAAAUGCUGUUUUUAACCAUUAUACCAGCUUUUUGGCUGCCAUGAAGCUGAAUGUGCCUUAGUUUUGCUGAGAAAGCUAUUUUUUACCAAAAAGCGAUUUUUCCAAGAUUGGGUACAAAAAUGUACAAUAUUUUAGUAGACCUUUUUCAACUGGGCGGUUUGUUGCCCCAUUUCAGACCAUGCGAUAAU
Molecule: messenger RNA, 3901 nt
Organism: Orbicella faveolata
Lineage: Eukaryota; Metazoa; Cnidaria; Anthozoa; Scleractinia; Merulinidae
Molecular function (GO): protein dimerization activity
Source: RefSeq, a predicted model, not a curated record